Molecule: messenger RNA, 410 nt
Organism: Vigna umbellata (rice bean)
Lineage: Eukaryota; Viridiplantae; Streptophyta; Magnoliopsida; Fabales; Fabaceae
Source: RefSeq, a predicted model, not a curated record
GUGCAAAAUAAGAAGCACUUCUGUUGCUCUUCUUCUGUGAUUAUUCGAAAAACUCUAACGAAAGAGCGAGAAAGAAAGCGAAGAGAGCAAUUGCAAUGGCGUCGUUUGUUCAAUCUAUUCUGGAUCCAAAGAAGAACUGGUUCGCCGCUCAGCACAUGAAAUCCCUCGUCAAACGCCUCAGCAAAUACGGGCUCCGAUACGACGAUUUGUACGAUCCUUACUACGAUCUGGAUGUGAAGGAGGCGCUGAAUCGGCUCCCGAAGGAGGUGGUGGACGCCCGCCACGCUCGUCUCAAACGCGCCAUCGACCUUUCCAUGAAGCACGAGUACCUCCCUGACGAUCUUCAGGUUUUUGUUCUUCUUAUUUUUCGUCUAUUUUAUUAUUAUUGCUGUUGAGCUUAGUUUCGAGGU